AUGGCCACGCCGCUGAUGCCAGCUACUGAGGGAACUUUAAAUCUCUUUUCGACACCCCGUACGACGAUGACGACGACGAAGCACGAGCAAUACGAGCAAUACGACAUGGUGAGAGCGUACACCAAGCAAUCAUCCGGCAUCGCCGGAGAAGAGCCGGCGCAUCGGUCAAGCCAAAUGGCGACGCUCAACGAGGCCGCGGUGGCGGAUCAGGAGAACGUGUCACCGGCCAAGACUCACGUAUCCAGACAUAGCCGCGUCAUCUCGGGCGUGGAGCUCUCGCCGUUGAAGAUCCUUUCUGGCCGAAGAUGUUCCUCCUCUGCUUCUUCGGACUGCACAGCCACCCGGGGCAGUCCGAGAAAGUUAUCACCCGAAAAGCGAUUCCCCGUCAAGAUCAGUGCACCAGAGGAGGCACCGCAGACGACGACGCCGCAAGUGCGCGAACUCAGCCUCGAGGAGGCGGUGAAGCAGAACGAGGGGCUGAAGCAGGCGAUUGAAAUAUUCGAGGACGAACAGAGUGCCUUGGAGGAGGGUGAAGCGGAGAAUGGGACGGCGACAACUCUCAAUGUCGACGUUCGGCAAGGCACCGAGGAUGAAGCUGCGGCACCGGACGACACCAUGGUCAGCACAUUCAGCACCUUUUCGGCCGUGCCCAACAUGGCCAUGCUCGCGAAGCUGGGGCAGACAACUCCGUCUCAGUUGUCAAGUUUCGGUGGCAUAGCAGCGCCACGGCCGAGGCACGAGGCCUCACCGGCACCAUCCGCCCGAGGGCCCUCGCACGAUGACAGCGGCAACACUACAAAUCUUCUGAUGGACUUUACCGAUCAAUUGAGGUUUCCUCACAAGUCGCCGGCCAAGCGAGGCAACCCGUCGCCCUCUCGAGCCGCGCUCAACGUGGCGGCGACGCCUAGUCGACCGUUCAGCAACCUGAUCGACUUUGAAAUACCUCCCAUGCCGACGCCCCGAAGCGUUCCCACCAUCACGCCGCGGGAGCUCGAGUCCCUCAAGUCUGGCUUCCUGUCGGAGAUCAGCUCUCUCAAGGCAUCCCUGAGCGGCAAGGAUGCCGAAGUCCAGUCGCUGAAGGCUGCGGUUGGCGACGCAGAGAAGCGAGUCGGCGAGUCCCUAGAGCAAGUCCGCGAGGAGCGUUCCAUCAUCGAGCAGCUCAAGGCGGAGAAGGAGGACUGGGAGUGCCGAAGUCGAGAGAUGGAAAGCAUGCUGCGAACGGUGCGAGAGGAAAUUGAGUUUGGCCAGCGAGAACGAGAGGAGGUGGAGCAGAAGCUCGACGAGAGCGAGAAGCGCAGGGAAGCGGCCGAAAUGCUUCACCAAGAAGCCGAGAGCAAAAUGGCGGGCAUGAGGGCCGGAAAGGAAUCCGACAAAUGCGCCGCGUCCUCUCCUGAGACGGCCACACCGCCCGGGCCCAACCGAGAGGUGGAGGUGGCAGUCGAGCGCGUGGCCCGCGAGCUCCACGCGCUCUACAAGAGCAAGCACGAGACCAAGGUCGCAGCAUUGAAGAAGUCGUACGAGUCCCGAUGGGAGAAGAAGGUGCGUGAGCUCGAGAAGCGCAUCGAGGAGCUCUCGGGGGAGAAGGACAGGCUCCGAAGCGGCCGGGACGCGACCAUGACCAGGGCGCAAGCUUCCGACAUGGUGGAGUGCAAGGCGCAGGCUGUGCGGGACAGCGCGACGAUCAAGGAGCUGAAUGCGGAUGUGCGGCGGCUCGAGGCCGUGGCGGCGACAGUCAAGAAGGACAACGAGCAGCUUCGGGGGAUGCUGGAACGGGAAAGGGUGGAGAAGGGCGAGCUGGUGCAGCUGGCGGAGGAGAUGAUGAGCAUGCAGAGCUUUGUCGGGCAACCACAACAUCAGAAGCAGGCGCAAGAGCCGGUGCCGCAACCUCAGCCACAGCCUCAACCGCAGCGACAAGCAGAGUUGGCCAAGACGCCCCGGGCAUCCGCGAACGGCGCCAGCCGCACCUCAGGCCUGCGUGCGCCCGGGACGGGACUGCGCGCUCCCCAUGAGCGGACGAAGAGUGGCGGCAACGGCUCCGGUGGACUGCCACGACCAGGGGGGAUGCCGAGAAGCGGCAUCAUGAGCUCCAUCGAGAAGAUGGGCAACUAUCGCGGACGCGCCGAGUAG
Molecule: messenger RNA, 2127 nt
Organism: Drechmeria coniospora
Lineage: Eukaryota; Fungi; Ascomycota; Sordariomycetes; Hypocreales; Ophiocordycipitaceae
Exons: 1
Coding region: 1-2127 (708 amino acids)
Biological process (GO): mitotic spindle organization; cell population proliferation
Cellular component (GO): cytoplasm
Source: RefSeq, a predicted model, not a curated record